UCCCGUGGCUUUUAAUUCCCUCACUAUUUUUUUUUUUAACCCUCCUUCGAUGUGCCCCGUUAUUACCAUUUGUCUGAGGCGUUCAUUUCCGCACCUGCCACGGUAGAGACCAGGCGAAGGCGAAGUAGAGGAGGAGACAAGGACAUUGCGAGAGCCGGGAGAGGCAGACGGUAGAGAUAGCAGCGGCGACUCGUUUGAGAUCUUAAAGGACAAAAAUGCUGCUCUGGACCAGAAUCGUAUUGGUCGGUCUCGUCUGCUUGUCCCUGGUGUCCUCUGGGAUGGGAUGCGGACCGGGCAGGGGCUACGGCAGGAGAAGACACCCGAAGAAGCUGACACCUCUUGCGUACAAGCAGUUCAUCCCCAACGUGGCGGAGAAGACCCUCGGGGCAAGCGGCAGAUACGAAGGCAAGAUCACAAGAAACUCCGAGCGAUUUAAAGAACUGACUCCCAAUUAUAACACAGACAUCAUAUUCAAGGAUGAGGAGAACACCGGUGCCGACAGGCUAAUGACUCAGAGAUGCAAAGACAAGCUGAACUCGCUGGCCAUUUCAGUGAUGAACCAGUGGCCCGGGGUAAAGCUGCGGGUCACUGAGGGCUGGGACGAGGACGGGCACCACUUUGAGGAGUCCCUUCACUACGAGGGCAGGGCCGUGGACAUCACCACCUCAGACAGAGACAAGAGCAAAUACGGCACUCUGUCCAGGCUGGCGGUGGAAGCCGGAUUCGACUGGGUCUAUUAUGAAUCCAAAGCCCACAUUCACUGCUCUGUGAAAGCAGAAAACUCAGUGGCAGCAAAAUCAGGUGGCUGCUUCCCAGGUUCCUCCGCUGUCAGCCUCCAGGAUGGUACCAAGAAGGCGGUCAAAGACCUCCAAACCGGCGACAAGGUGCUGGCAGCAGACGAGGAUGGAAACCCGAUUUACACCGACUUCAUUAUGUUCAUAGACCAGGACUCGACGACCCGGAGGCUCUUCUACGUGAUCGAAACCGACUCGGGCCAGAAAAUCACCCUCACCGCCGCGCACCUCCUCUUCGUCGGCCACAGCAACUACACGGAGAAGGCGGACAAGCGGAUGUCGGCGAUCUUCGCCAGCCAGGUCCAGCCUGGACAAGAGGUGUUCGUCUUUGACGCCGAGCGAAGUCGAUUCCAGCCUGUGACAGUAAAACGGAUUUACACGCAAGAGCACGAUGGCUCCUUUGCGCCGGUGACCGUGCAGGGGACCGUUGUGGUGGACCGGGUCCUUGCGUCUUGUUACGCAGUCAUCGAAGACCACGACCUGGCGCACUGGGCCCUGGCACCUGUCAGGCUCGCCCAUUGGGUGUCCUCGUUGCUUUUCAGUUCCCAGCCUCAAGUCAGUGCACAGAACGACGGAGUGCACUGGUACUCCAAGAUCCUUUAUCAAUUAGGAACAUGGCUCUUGGACAGCCACUCGAUCCAUCCACUUGGGAUGUCAGUAUACCCGAGUUGAAACCUCUACUACAGGAGAAGAAUGGGACUUAAAUGUAGGACACACGAACUAUUCCGUAGAUUAAAAAAAAUAAAAUAAUAAUAAUAAUAAUUAAAAAAACGAACAAACAAACAAGACAAAAGGCCCCAGUGGAGUUGGGAUAUUUAUUUCAGUGACUUUUCCAAGAUGUGUCCCCUUUC
This is a messenger RNA of Xiphias gladius (swordfish), 1645 nucleotides long. RefSeq names its product sonic hedgehog signaling molecule a (gene shha). NCBI's taxonomy places the organism in Eukaryota, Metazoa, Chordata, Actinopteri, Istiophoriformes, Xiphiidae. Gene Ontology annotation, biological process: regulation of gene expression; multicellular organism development; cell-cell signaling. Gene Ontology annotation, molecular function: calcium ion binding; patched binding. The transcript has 3 exons. The coding region runs from base 216 to 1466 and encodes 416 amino acids. The record is from RefSeq and is a predicted model, not a curated record.